Lycium ferocissimum is the source of this 1090-nucleotide messenger RNA. RefSeq lists its product as uncharacterized. The record is from RefSeq and is a predicted model, not a curated record. The transcript is spliced from 7 exons. NCBI's taxonomy places the organism in Eukaryota, Viridiplantae, Streptophyta, Magnoliopsida, Solanales, Solanaceae. Bases 129 to 866 code for a protein of 245 amino acids.
UGCAAAUUCGAGAAGCUUCACUCAUUAUCAAUAUGACACCAUAUACUAAAAAGCACUGUCCUUUUCGUUGUUUCACACACGGAAGUAGAAGCAAGCAAGUAGCACAAGCUCUCAAGGCCAAGUGAACAAUGUCGAAACUAUUUGGAGGAAAAGACCCUUUUGAUGAUCCAUUUUUCAAGGAACCAUUUGGUGGUUGGUUUGGUUGGAACGACCCGUUUGAUGGACAACAAGGCGCUGGGAAGCAAAUUACCAUUGAAGAGCUAAAUCCUGAAGGUGAUGGUGGACAGGCUCAGGAAAAUUCUGAACCAAGUAAAGACUUGGUUGUUAAGAACAAGAAACCAAGUAAAAAAUCCAACGGGAGCCACGGUUUCAGCUACCGCAGAGUUGCUUAUGGUGGUUUUAAUGGGAUGUACUACACUUGCUCGGAAGGAAGAAUUACUGGUCCUGAUGGGGUGGUUCUAGCAGAAAUGAAAGAAGACGAUAAGACAAUUGGCGAGUCCCUGCACACAAUUUCCAAAGGGAUUCAUGAGAAGGGCCAUUCUGUCACAGAAAAGCAUAGUUCAGAUGGGCGAGAGGACACACUGCAGACGUUGCACAAUCUCAAUGAAGACGAGCUUGGCGACUUUGAACAAAAUUGGAAAGCUAACGCUGAUAAGUAUUUACCCGGAUGGGAUAAGGGUUUCAGCUUGCUGGAGAAUCAAGGGUCCAUUAGCAGCUUGUGGGAUGACCUUGCAAAUUGGAAGGGUUUGGGUGGGUGGGCACAUUCAGCUCUGGAGUACUAUGGAAAUGCAGAACCGGUGGAACAAGCCGGUGAAUCAGGCGAAGAUUCUUCUAGGCGAGCCAGAAGAAUAGUCCCAGUGGAGUAAAGGGAUGUUUCUUUUGAUGAUGAAGUUAAUGGUACCACAUAUAUCAUCCUACCAGUGUAAUUACAUGUUUUGACCUCUUCUAUUUUCAGAGCUUAGUGUAUCUUGUCGGUUCGCGUUGAGCAUGUUUCAGUGAGAUUAUGUGUUGAAGACUGGAUUUGAUUAAAAGUCAAGACUAUUAAGACUACUCUGUGGGAGAUUGUGAUAUCAUAGUCAAACUUCCGUGG